Messenger RNA from Daucus carota subsp. sativus, 1157 nucleotides. RefSeq names its product probable adenylate kinase 7, mitochondrial. Bases 80 to 925 code for a protein of 281 amino acids. Gene Ontology annotation, cellular component: mitochondrion; cytoplasm. Gene Ontology annotation, biological process: nucleobase-containing compound metabolic process. NCBI's taxonomy places the organism in Eukaryota, Viridiplantae, Streptophyta, Magnoliopsida, Apiales, Apiaceae. Gene Ontology annotation, molecular function: ATP binding; AMP kinase activity. The record is from RefSeq and is a predicted model, not a curated record. The transcript has 4 exons.
ACACUAACCUAAACUUAAACCCCUCUCUCUCUUCGCGUGCCAAACACAAGAACAUUCUCUCUCUUAUUUCUCCGCCGCCAUGGCCGUCGUGAGCCACCGCCUGAAAGCGGCCGCUUCAGCCUUACCCCAUCAUUUCCUCCGCCGCAGGCCUUUCGGAUCGGCCGCGGCGCUUGCUUACGAUUACGACGAAUCGGAGCACGAGGAUGGAUACACAACAAUGGAGGAUAGUGAGGGCUGUGUUACAGGGAGAGAUGUUCAGUGGGUUAUUCUUGGGGAUCCAAUGGCUAAGCGACACGUGUAUGCUGAUAGGCUCUCUAAGCUUCUUGAUGUGCCUCAUAUUUCUAUGGGCACUCUUGUUCGUCAAGAACUUAGCCCUCACUCUUUCCUUUACAAACAGAUUGCAAACUCUGUAAACCAAGGGAAGCUUGUUCCACAGGAAGUAAUUUUUGGUCUAUUGUCGAAGAGGCUGGAAGAAGGAUACUGCAGGGGUGAAUCUGGGUUCAUUCUGGAUGGUAUUCCUCGAACAAGAGUGCAAGCUGAAGUCCUAGACAAAAUUGCUGACAUAGAUUUGGUCUUAAAUAUCAAAUGUACUGAGGAUUGCAUGUUAAAGGGACUUUUAGGUGAUCAAGCUUGUUCUGCCUGCCAUGAUUUUCUGGGCAUGCACAGCUCCAUAAUGACUAGAAAUCUGCAUUCCAAAGUUAAUACUGCAGAACUCAAUGGUGCUAAUCUAGCAGGUGUUGGUGGAGACAAACUUCGUACUUAUGCCGAGCAGAGCAAGCCCAUUGAAGAAUAUUACAAGAAACAGAAAAAGCUUCUGGACUUUCAAGUGGCUGGUCCUCCCGGAGAAUCAUGGAAUAGUCUCUUGGCUGCGUUACAUCUUCAGCAUAUGAGUGCUUUCAGCUCUUCACAGAAGUUGAAUGCAUAAUCUAUAGAAUUUAAUUCAAUGAUUCAAAUACCAACCGUAUGGUCUUUAUACGACACAUCGGCUUUAUAGUAGUAUAUAUGAGUUGCCAGUAUGGCUGGGUGAUUUUGUUCCCCAAUUUUUGUUUAGGUUUAAAAGACGAGCUAUAUGAACCCAAAAAUAAUGAAACUGUGAUUGAUUCGCCUUUAUGGUGUAUUUUUGUUAUAUAUGAAUGACAGGUCAUUUUACCUUUCCA